Messenger RNA from Arachis ipaensis, 4106 nucleotides. RefSeq names its product receptor-like protein EIX2. NCBI's taxonomy places the organism in Eukaryota, Viridiplantae, Streptophyta, Magnoliopsida, Fabales, Fabaceae. Gene Ontology annotation, molecular function: protein binding. The record is from RefSeq and is a predicted model, not a curated record.
AUAUGGCCUUAGGUUGUUGAGCACACACAUAUGAUAUGAUACAACAACUUAACUUGAAAUAUUGUGUGGUUGGAGUGAUGAUGAUGAAUGGCGUAGUUUAUGCGGUGUUGAUGGUGCAACUACUUGCAUGGACGAGCAGUGCAGUGGAGGUGCCAAGCGUGAAGUGCAUUGAGAGUGAAAGGCAAGCUCUGCUUUCUCUCAAACGUGUCUUCAAUGCCACGGAUGCUGAUUGGCUGUCUUCAUGGGGAGAUGGGGAGCAGCAGAAGGAGUGUUGCAACUGGGAAGGCAUCAAGUGCAGCAACCAGACAGGCCAUGUUAUCAUGCUUGAUAUUCAUCAUCAUGUCGAUCCCCCUGAAUUGGAUGAACUGAAAGUUGGCUACAUAAGCCCAUCACUGGGUGAGUUACAUCAUUUGAAGUAUUUGGACCUUAGUGGUCUCUUUACUCUCACCCCAUCCAUCCCUCCUUUCAUUGCCUCUUUAACCUUUUUGACACAUCUCAAUCUCUCUCAUUGUUUCUUCGAUGGAAACAUACCCCCUCAACUGGGAAAUCUACUCUUUCUCGAGUAUCUUGAUCUAGGAGGGAAUCAUUUUUCGCAACAAAUCCCUUCUCAGUUCUCAAAUCUCUCCCAUUUAUUGUACCUUGAUCUUAGUUCCAAUAAUUUGGUUGGAGGAUUCCCUCUUCAACUCACAAAUAUGUCAUCCUUGACAUAUUUGGAUCUUAGUCUUAAUAACUUCAAUGGAACACUGCCUCCUCAGCUUGGAAAUCUCUUAUCCUUGGAACAUCUUGAUCUCAGUGACAAUGCAUUCACCGGAACAAUGCCUCCUCAGCUUGGAAAUCUCUUAUCCUUGGAACAUCUUGAUCUAAGUGACAAUGCAUUCACCGGAACCAUUCUUAGUCAAUUCAAAAACCUUUCUCGUUUACAGUAUCUUGAUCUCCAUCCUUCUUAUUAUAUUUGGGACAAAACCAUGUCAUUAAGUUCUGAUUUACAGUGGCUAUCUGAACUUUCAACCAUGAGGUAUCUUUCACUUGCUAGGGUGAAUCUAAGUGGUGCCAGCAAUUGGCAACAAGUGAGUAGCCUUUCUCAUCUUCAAUAUUUAGACUUGAAUGGUUGCAAUCUUGUUGAUUCCGUGUCCACUGCAUCACUUGCAUUCCCUGCUAAUUUCUCCACUUCUUUGUCUUUCGUGGAUAUCUCUUACAACUCUUUAAGGGAUGCAUCCUUCAUAUUUCCAUGGUUAAUGAAUUCCAGUAGUAGUCUUGUUACUCUGAGAAUGAAUGAUAAUGGUUUAACAGGAACCAUACCAGAAACAUUCGGGGACAAAUUGAGCUCCCUUGAGGAGUUAAAUCUUGCAAAUAAUGAGCUCAAAGGCCAAAUACCUCUAUCCUUGUUUCAUAGUUGUAAUUUGGCAUACCUUGACCUAUCCAAGAACAACUUGACAGGGGAGUUCAAUGAAUAUAUUCGAGAGUAUUCUCGUUGUGCUCAUAAACCCUUACAAGUCUUGGAUUUGGGAUGGAAUGCAAUUACAGGGGUGGUGCCUGACAUCUCACAUCUUUCAUCUUUGCAAGAGUUACGACUUGAUAACAAUAGAUUAAAUGGAACCAUACAUGAAGGUAUUGGACAACUAUCCAUCUUAAUUGAGUUAAGCCUUGCAAAUAACUUAUUGCAUGGUUUGAUAUCUGAAGCUCACUUUUCAGGACUUUCCAAUCUUGGCUCUUUGGAUUUGUCUCAUAAUGCAUUAGUUUUUAAUGUUAGCGAGGAGUGGGUUCCCCCUUUCAGUUUAAGUGUCCUUUAUUUGGCCUAUUGCAAGUUGGGGCCUAACUUUCCAGCAUGGCUUCAUACCCAAACGAUGAUUGAGCAUUUGGAUAUUUCCUAUACUGGAAUUUCUAGCACUGUUCCUAAUUGGUUUUGGGAACCCCUUCCUCAGAUGUGGAAUUUGAAUAUUUCUCACAACAGUUUUCGAGGAAAAAUUGAAGGCUCAAUUCUACCAGCUAUUGUUUCUAACCAACUUCUUUCAAUUGAUUUGAGCUUCAAUUUAUUUGAAGGUCCAAUUCCAGCAUUCCUUUCAAAUGCUUCACAACUUCUUUUGUCCAAUAACAGAUUUUUAACUGCAAAUCCUCUUUUAUGUGCAAAUUCUUCCAAAUACACAAGAUUUAUGGAUUUGUCAAACAACAACCUUAGAGGAGAACUUUCGGAUUGUUGGAAGGGUUUUGAGUCGUUGGUCGUCCUAGAUUUAUCCAAUAAUCAGUUGUAUGGAAAUAUGCCAAAAUCUCUGGGGUCUUUAAGAAAUAUCCAGUCAAUACACUUUGAAGGCAAUAAUUUUUCAGGAGAGAUACCAUCAUCCUUGCAUAAUUGCACACAACUACAAGUUUUUGAUGUUGCAGGUAAUAAGUUGUCAGGAACAAUACCAACCUGGAUUGGAGAUAAUAUUUCAAAGCUACUUGUACUUAGCUUGCAUUCCAACAAUUUUCAUGGUAACAUUCCAUUAAGCAUGUGCAAUCUUCAUGAACUCCAUGUCUUGGACCUCUCUAAAAAUAUUCUCUCUGGCAAUAUACCUAAAUGCAUAAGUAAUCUUUCUGCUAUGGCCACUCCAGCAAAUUCAAAUGCAACCAUUACCGAUGACUAUCAUUAUAAUUUUACCAUCGGAAUUUAUAAUGAUAGCACAUCACUCAUAUGGAAAGGGAAAAUGUCAAAAUAUGGAAGCACCUUGGGAUUGUUGAGAAGUAUUGAUUUCUCCAGCAACAAGUUAACAGGGAAAAUACCAAGUGAGAUGAUGAGUCUUAUUGGCUUGGUUUCUUUAAAUCUUUCAAGAAACUUGUUCAGUGGAGAAAUUCCUUCAACUAUUGGACAGCUGAAGUCAAUAGAUUUUCUUGAUCUAUCCAGAAAUCAUUUGUCAGGAACAAUUCCUUCACAGCUUGCUCAGAUUGACCGUCUCAGUGUUCUUGACUUGUCAUACAAUGAUUUAUCUGGAGAAAUCCCACUUGGCACGCAACUUCAAACAAGGGAUGCUUCUGAUUAUGCAGGAAAUCCAAAACUUUGUGGUGCUCCCCUCAACAAUACUUGUCCCAUUCAUGGUCACCAGAUCAGUGAACAUGAUGCUGAUGGUGAUGAUGAUGAACAAUUUGUAAGCGAGGGGUUCUACAUUGCUAUGGCUGUUGGAUUUGUUAUGGCAUUUUGGGGAGUUUGCUUCUCAUUGAUUUUGAAGAAAUCUUGGAGAUAUGCUUAUUUCAAGUUGUUGAGUGAUGUCUGUGACAAGCUCUAUGUAUUUACAGCGAUCAAGGUGGCCAAACUGAAAAGGAUCAGAUCUCAAACAUGAAGGCAAAAGAGUAGCUUUGUUUGUGAUAGCCAGAAUCUUCAUGCAUGUGUAUCCAUUUGGAAGAAGAGGAGAUGCAGUUAAUAUAAUAAGUGUUAUGUUUGCAUAUUCUUAUUCUAGCCCUUUUUUUAGGUUUUCUGCUGUAGCUACAGCCUGCAGGGUGGAAGUGUGAUUCACCUAUAUAUAUUGCAUAGUGUUUGUUUUGUUAUGUUGGUGUGAUUGUGAAACUUGGCCUUGUUUUAUUGCUGUAAUUUAUUUUCAGGGACGAUAUAAAGUAUUAGUUAUUGUGGACUUGUGGUAGUUCUGUUUUUGUUCAGUUCAUGCUUACCAUUUUCGUAUAAAAUUAAUAUUUUCUUCUUUCAAAGAAAAAGAAAGUAGAAAAGCUUUCAAAAAGCAUUGGUUUCCUCUAACAUUUCAAGAAACACAAUGAGAGGAGAUAAAUUUUAACAAUAGGACAAUUGAAGUUGAUAAAUUUUCUUGAUUUAUUUGAAAAACUCUUUUUUUUGGAAGGAAUAUUCACAACUUCUCAUCAUUUUUAUGUUUAAUUUUGCAAUCCCGCUACGUUACCAACAAUAUUUCUGUCAACUUCUACUAAUUCUUAUUUAUAAUGGUAUUUAAUGAAAGUAUCUUUAUGGAUGUGUCUAAUAAAAAUAGCUUUUCCGUUUUUUUUAUAGCUGUGUCUAAUGGAAGUGUCUUUAUAAAUGUAUUUUUUGGAUAUGUCUCUUUAUACAUGUGUUUAAAAUAUAAUAAUUAAUUAUUGUUGGCAAUAAAUUAGCAGAUAUUAUAUUGAUACCUUAU